AUGGCAAACACACCAGUGGUUCCACCGCCAGAACUGCGCAGAACCAUCCUGCGCGUGUUUACCACCAAGCACUCGCUACAGCUCCAUUCAUCAGCCAUCGCCUUCAUCACUUCGACGCUCGCGGAUCAUGGACUGCUGCAACAGCCACUAGAGUGGGAGGAGGCAAUCGAAGCGCUUGCACAGGGUAUCGUUGAUGGCCAAACCAAUGCUGAUUCCAAUGCUGGAUCUCACUCCAAAGCGCUAGCUUCCACUGGCAAGGAUGGUCCUGAUGACCAAGAGGGUUCGUCCGAUCUGGUAACAGCAGCAGCGCUGGAAACGGUCUACUCGAGGCUGGUUGUAGCUGAUUCUGCCGCGCAUGCGACUCAGGCUGCAGUGCGAGAUACAGCAAAUGGCGUCCAUCGACACGCACACGAGUUGACGGACGGAGAACUUCCAGAUCCACAUCGGUACUUUGGUGUACAUUCGGCCUUUACCCAGCCCAAACUCACUUUUGAUCCGAUCCGUAAAGUGUUUGAGCCAACAACCCUUUCCGCGACGCUUCUGCCUACUGCAUCGACACGAUCGACGUUCGCGCGUCAGCGUUACCAUAUCCUCAAAGGCGUGAUUUUGAGAAACGAAAACUUUUGCCCUCCGCUCGCCAUCGCCACCGCAUCAUCAUCUAAAAACCUCGCCGAUGGGUUCAUGAAGCUCACCUCGACAAAGAACUUGCUCGGACGACAAGGACAACGAUUUUUGCUCUUCGGAAUGCUCAGCACUUCAUCUGAUGGACGGUAUGAACUCGAAGAUGCUGAUGGAACUGUCGGCUUGGAUCUGCACGACGCGAUUCCGGGCGAAGGCAUUUUCACCGAAGGAAGCUUGAUCCUCGUCGAAGGCGAGUACACAGUGGAAGAGCGUAUCCACGUGUUUGCUCUUGGUCACCCGCCGAGCGAAACGCGUGCACAGGCGAGAUCGAUGCACGCACAUACGGAUUUCUUGGGACCACCGCAGACUCCGAUUCUUGAGCCAGCCGGCGCACCGAGCCGUGUAGCUGCAAGAGCUCCCUGGAGAGGCGCGAUCUCGGUCAAGGAAGAGGCGGCAUUUCAAGUUCACGAAGCAAAUCACUCGGAUCUGUGCUUUGUGAUCUUUUCAGAUCUGCAUCUGGAUCAUCCCAAGACCAUGGCGGCGUUCGCUACAGUUCUUCAGGGGUACGUGGAUGCGGAUUUUAUCCCAUUCGCUUUGAUGCUGUGUGGCAACUUUGCAAGUCAACAGUAUUCGUCAGCCGAUACGGUGGAUAGGUACAAAGCUGGAUUUGCAUCGCUCGCUGAAACGCUCUCCAGAUUCCCAGCCAUAGUUCGCAGCAGCCAUAUCAUUCUAGUUCCAGGACCGCAAGAUCCGUUCGCGUCAUCGCUCGUUCCACGUCCUCCGCUGCCUCAGGGUUUGGUCGAGCCGUUGGUGUCAAAACUAAAAACGAUGCAUGCGACGAUCCAUUUGGCGUCGAAUCCGUGUCGGAUUUCCUAUUUUUCACAACAGAUUGUGGUGUAUCGCGACGAUAUGAUGACCAGGAUGCUGAGGAACACGGUGCGCAUCAAAGACCAAGCGCAAGAACAGGAGCGCGAGCAGAGGGAAAGGGAAGAGAGGGAUUUGAAAAAGUUUUUGGUCUCGACCGUUUUGGACCAGGCGCAUCUGGUGCCGUUGGCGCAGAGGAUCCGCCCGGUGCUGUGGGAUCACGACCAUGCUUUGAGCCUAUAUCCCAUGCCCACUGCGUUGGUACUGGCAGACGCAUACGAUCGGUACGAGUUGACUUACGAAGGGUGUCACGUGGUCAAUCCGGGCUCUUUCCGUUCCGGCAAUGCUUUCACUUGGUCGACUUACUAUCCUGCCACACGCCGAACCGAGCCAAGCGAGCUGCCACUCGUCUGA
Messenger RNA from Mycosarcoma maydis (corn smut), 1899 nucleotides. RefSeq names its product DNA polymerase epsilon noncatalytic subunit. The coding region runs from base 1 to 1899 and encodes 632 amino acids. Lineage: Eukaryota; Fungi; Basidiomycota; Ustilaginomycetes; Ustilaginales. Gene Ontology annotation, biological process: DNA-templated DNA replication; error-prone translesion synthesis. The record is from RefSeq and is a predicted model, not a curated record. The transcript is spliced from 3 exons. Gene Ontology annotation, molecular function: DNA binding. Gene Ontology annotation, cellular component: epsilon DNA polymerase complex.